GAGGGAAGAGGUAUCAGCUGUUUGUUCGGUCGAUUUUAGUUUAUUUUGAUUUAUUUUCUAUCCUUCAGUUUUUAUGUGGAAUACUGAGUCCAAGUGCUAAUUGCCAGAUAGUUUGUAAAGUCACCAUGUCGCUAGAACAAACUGCGUGUGAAGAUCUAAAAGCAUUUGAGCGGCGAUUAACGGAGGUGAUAAAUAGGUUACAGCCUUCCACUGUGAGAUGGAGAAUGACAACACUCAACAGAACAUGCAUUUCAGUGGUCUUGAUAAUUGCUGCACUGAGCACAGCUUUUGGGGCAUACAUCUGGCUCACUGACCCCAUCACGCACAGCGCAACAGUUGCUCAGUCGCUCAUCAAUCAUCUCUUCUUUACUUUGGCUGCAUUUUCUCUAGUCUUGCUGUUCAUAGUGGGGAUCCACAAGAAGGUGGUUUUUCCCUCAAUCAUCACUUCACGAACCCGCAUCGUUCUCUCUGAUUUUAACAUGUCCUGCGAUGACACUGGGAAGCUUAUCUUAAAGCCAAGACCAACCACCACUUAAGAAUGAUAGAACUUAGGAUAUUUUGUAAAUUUAUUGCUAUUUUCUAAUGUUUUGCCCAAUACCUGUAUUUUACAAAUUAAAGGAAAGAAAGAACAAUAGUGUGUACAAAAAUUACUUGAAAGUGAGAUUAAUUAUAAUUUAAAUAUUUCAGUGUUUUAAGAUUUUUUUUUUUAGAUUUGAUUAUACUGCACUGAUUAUCCUGUGUUACAUCUCUGGGCAACAUUUUGGUCCUUAAAAAAAAUAUAUAUAUGUGUAAAUUUUAGGAAGAAUGAACAGUAUUGAGUAAAUAAUAAGCAAGUUUAUUAGGAACUCUGUACAUUUUAGAAUCAAAGCCCUUUUGUACAACAUGGAUGUUAGGAAGGAAUAUCCUGCGUCAUGUAAAUAUAUUAGGCCAUUUGUGCUAACAACUCUUUUUCUCUUUAUAUGCGAAGAAACAUUUAAUUUAUUGAUCACAUCUUAUGGGGGAACCUUGCUAUAUGCUAAUUUUUCUGUUUAAGGAAGUACACAUAUUGCGUAAUUAGUAGAAUUUAGAAUAAGAUUGAAAUUAGUAAAAGACAGUCUCCAUAAGCCCCACUCCAUUUUACAAUAAGCACCUCAUUUUCACUUCAUGUAAAAAAAAGAAGAUAAAAAGAACUACUAUUUCUCUAUUGCUAUUUCAGUACAUUUGGAUGAUUUCUUUUGGCAAGACAAUCAUUCGAGGCUGUUUUGGCGUUUGAUAUUUGUCUUCCUAAAGCUACAUCCCGGCAUUAUUUUCUGUAGGCAGAGAGGAUGUUGACUUGUGGCCUUGUCUACAUUUUGUAUGUAUUUGUGAAUCAUCUUCAAAUGUUAGGAUGAGGAAGAAGGGAGAGGGAAAGGAUGAAAAAUGAAACGAGAUGGCCAAAGGCAUCAAAGUUUUUGUAUAUUCUAUCAUGGUAGAUUUUUUUUAGGUUGAAUGAAUUAUAAGAAAAAAAUAAGAAAAACUAUCAGGGAUGAGUGACAAGGAUCAGAAGAGAUAUGAUCGGUAUAAACUGUAUGAUAUCGUGGUUGUUGUUAUGCAUUUAGUGAUUGUCUUGAGUCUCAUAUUUUUUGAAAGAUUGUUAUAGUUGACAGUUUUGUUUAUCUUUCAGUACCAGAUAUACUACACAGAAGUAUCAUUUAUUUCAGGAAUGUACAAUGCUUGCUUACUCUUUUACAAACUUAGAAAAUGCAUCUUGUAAAAGAAAUGUAAAACUUCUGUUAUGAAACUACAGGAAGAAUAGUUAGACAGUUUGGUGGAUAUGAUCCUAAUAAUGGUGAAAAAGAAAAUUGCUUUAUUACUUAGAAGAAAGCAAUUAUUAAAGUUCAUAAAUUAGACCGUUACAAGAAAAAUGCCAACAGGUUGAUUUACCUUGUGUAUGAAGAAUUUCCAUACAUGAAAGACUGAGUUUGUGAUAAUAAACAUACAAAGUGAA
Messenger RNA from Penaeus vannamei (Pacific white shrimp), 1966 nucleotides. The record is from RefSeq and is a predicted model, not a curated record. Lineage: Eukaryota; Metazoa; Arthropoda; Malacostraca; Decapoda; Penaeidae.